Molecule: messenger RNA, 838 nt
Organism: Lolium rigidum
Lineage: Eukaryota; Viridiplantae; Streptophyta; Magnoliopsida; Poales; Poaceae
Product: 60S ribosomal protein L11-like
Exons: 5
Coding region: 66-608 (180 amino acids)
Biological process (GO): translation
Cellular component (GO): ribosome; cytosolic large ribosomal subunit
Molecular function (GO): RNA binding; structural constituent of ribosome
Source: RefSeq, a predicted model, not a curated record
GCCACGCUCUAAACCCCUCCUCCCUCCCCACUCGCGCCGCCGCCGCCGCCCCAGAUCCGGCCGCCAUGUCGACGGAGAAGAAGCAGGCGAACCCCAUGCGGGACAUCAAGGUGCAGAAGCUCGUCCUCAACAUCUCCGUCGGCGAGAGCGGAGAUCGGCUCACCCGUGCCUCCAAGGUGCUGGAGCAGCUGAGCGGACAGUCACCGGUGUUCUCCAAGGCGAGGUACACUGUGAGGUCUUUCGGUAUCCGGCGUAAUGAGAAGAUUGCGUGCUACGUGACGAUCAGGGGCGAGAAGGCGAUGCAGCUGCUGGAUAGUGGCCUCAAGGUGAAGGAGUACGAGCUGCUCAGGAGGAACUUCAGCGACACCGGAUGCUUUGGGUUCGGUAUCCAGGAGCACAUUGAUCUUGGCAUGAAGUAUGACCCAUCCACUGGUAUCUAUGGUAUGGACUUCUUCGUCGUUCUGGAGCGUGCUGGGUACCGUGUUUCCCGCCGCCGCAGGUGCAAGGCCCGCAUUGGCAUCCACCAGAGGGUCACCAAGGAGGACGCAAUGAAGUGGUUCCAGGUCAAGUACGAGGGUAUUAUCCUCAACAAGUCCCAUGCGGGCUAAGAGAAGAACGCAGCUUUCGUUAGACCCUGAGUUAAUUAAGUUGGCCUGGUUGCUGGAUAUGUAUGUUCCUUAGAAACCAAAUGCUUUGUCAGUUUUUGCCUGUACUGAAGUUGGAUGAUUUUGGUUUGAUGACCCGCACUCUCGUCUAAGUAAGAGGCUCACUUAUGCUUUAUCCUCUUUGGACAAUAGAUAUAUGUUUGGCAUAUGAGAUAACCUGCUUUGUUUGGUCA